Messenger RNA from Pelmatolapia mariae (spotted tilapia), 2174 nucleotides. Its product is annotated as transcription factor Sox-9-A-like. The transcript is spliced from 3 exons. Gene Ontology annotation, biological process: negative regulation of transcription by RNA polymerase II; morphogenesis of an epithelium; chondrocyte differentiation. Gene Ontology annotation, molecular function: DNA-binding transcription factor activity, RNA polymerase II-specific; RNA polymerase II cis-regulatory region sequence-specific DNA binding. The record is from RefSeq and is a predicted model, not a curated record. The coding region runs from base 388 to 1890 and encodes 500 amino acids. Gene Ontology annotation, cellular component: nucleus. Lineage: Eukaryota; Metazoa; Chordata; Actinopteri; Cichliformes; Cichlidae.
UUGGGGAUUGUACUCGGGAACGAGAAGGGAGCUCUUUACCGUUUCAUUCUGCACAGCUGAACACAGAGUCGUACCUGCUGGCGUGUUUUGGGUUGUUUUGUGUUUUUUUUCGUCCUUGCAAGUGCGGAUCCGUUAGCAGAAACCAGAAUUAUCCUGGAGAACUCGUGCGUAAAAGCGCCUCAUCUCCAGAUCGGCUUUUACGCACGGUACACGGGAGAGAAUUUGAGAAUCUUCCCCGUUUUUUUCCUGUAUUUUUGCUGAAAGGUUUUGCUCAAGGGCAUCCUGGCAAGGUGAAGUGAAGUCAGAGGCUUUUCCCCUCCUCUCUCUCAAAAAAGCAGAAUUAACUCCACGAUUUCACGCGUAAAUUGGCACCAAACAGUUUUUCGUAUGAAUCUCCUCGACCCCUACCUGAAGAUGACGGAGGAACAAGACAAGUGUCUCUCUGACGCCCCGAGCCCGAGCAUGUCCGAGGACUCUGCGGGCUCCCCGUGUCCGUCCGGCUCGGGCUCCGACACCGAGAACACCCGGCCGUCGGAGAACGGGCUGCUCAGAGCGGACGGAUCUCUGGGCGACUUCAAGAAGGACGAGGAAGACAAGUUUCCCGCUUGCAUCCGCGAAGCCGUGUCCCAGGUGCUCAAGGGUUACGACUGGACCCUCGUGCCCAUGCCGGUGCGCGUUAACGGAUCUACCAAGAAUAAGCCCCACGUUAAGAGACCAAUGAACGCGUUCAUGGUGUGGGCUCAGGCUGCUCGGAGGAAGCUGGCGGAUCAGUACCCGCACCUUCACAACGCGGAGCUCAGCAAGACACUCGGAAAACUCUGGAGACUUCUCAAUGAAGGAGAGAAGCGGCCGUUCGUGGAGGAAGCUGAGCGUCUCCGGGUGCAGCACAAGAAGGAUCACCCGGACUACAAAUACCAGCCCCGAAGGAGGAAGUCUGUAAAGAACGGGCAGAGCGAGGGCGAGGACGGCAGCGAGCAGACGCACAUUUCCCCAAACGCCAUCUUCAAAGCUCUCCAGCAGGCAGACUCCCCUGCAUCCAGCAUGGGAGAGGUGCAUUCUCCUGGAGAGCACUCAGGCUCCCAGGGUCCCCCUACCCCUCCCACUACCCCAAAGACUGAUGUCAGCUCAGGCAAGGUUGAUCUAAAACGCGAAGUAGGCCUCCGCUCCCUGCCUGAUGGUCCUGGUGGGCGACAGCUCAACAUUGACUUCCGUGACGUGGACAUCGGCGAGCUGAGCAGCGAUGUCAUCUCCCAUAUUGAGACCUUCGAUGUCAACGAAUUUGACCAGUACCUCCCUCCCAACGGCCACCCGGGCUCCACCAACGCAGCGCCAGUAAGUUACACCGGCAGCUACAGCAUCAGCAGCGGCGGCGCUCCAGUCAGCCCCCAGUCAGGAGGCACCUGGAUGGCUAAAAGCCCGAACCAGCAGGGACAACAGCAGCAGCAGCACACCCUGACCACCCUGGGGAGCAGUGGGGCUUCAGAUGGCGCUCAGACCCAGCACAGGACCCAGAUCAAGACAGAGCAGCUGAGCCCGAGCCACUACAGCGAGCAGCAGGGCUCCCCACAGCACGUCAGCACCUACAGCCCCUUCAACCUGCAGCACUACAGCCCCUCCUCUUCCUACCCGGCCAUCUCCAGGGCACAACAGCAGCAGUACGACUACCCCGACCACCAGGGGGGAGGCACUACAACUGCCUCCUCCUACUACAGCCACGCGGGGGCGGGGCAGAGCUCGGGGCUGUACUCAACUUUCAGCUACAUGAGCAGCCCAAGCCAGAGGCCCAUGUACACGCCCAUAGCCGACAACACAGGGGUGCCCUCCAUCCCGCAGAACAGCCCGCAGCACUGGGAUUCAGCGCCGGUUUACACCCAGCUCACCAGACCCUGAGACACUUACAACGCAACACUUUACUCUGGGGGGAGGGAGGGUGGUUCCCCCAUCAAUCAGACACUUGAACUCAGAAAAAAAAAGAAAAAAAAGAGAGAAAGGAGAGCUGGACUUGUGAUUGGCUCACGUAGUGCCUUGCUAUUAUAGAAGCUAUAUAUUAUAUUUUUAGAGAGAUGGAAGACUUUAAGAAAAUCCUCUGUGAGGACUUACUGAUUGUCAAUAUUUCUGUAGGUACUGUUUAUGUUUCCAUAAUUUUUCUUUCUUUCUUUUUUUUUUUUUUAAUA